CCUCCCCUUGCUCCAGCUCCUCAGCUAAUCACCCCGCGGCGCGCGCCCUAAAGUUCUGGGCAAAGUACUGAGAACUGGUCGCGGGAUCGCACGCCCGCCAGUGGCAGAGGACCAGGGACCUCCGCGCCAGGAAAGCUGGUGCGCAGCGCUGCUUCCGCCCACCAUCUGUCGGCGAGUGGAGCUCGGCGCCCCAGUCUCCUGCGGUUGGUGCUGGAACUGCCGUCGGCUGAGCCUUGCAGGGACCCGAGAAGCCGAGUUUGUGUCCUUCCCGGUCUGAAGCCUGCACUGGGGAACCACGCAGCGUCCACAGCUGCGGAAAGCUCAGGUCUGCCCUGUCUCAGCAAAGACCAAGAGACACCACCACUUCCUUCAGAAGCACUGAGCUUAUUCAGGAAUUUCCUCCAAGACUUCCAAAAUGGUUUUUAGACACACUGGAUAGAGCUGACACCUGCCUGUGUGGCCCCCAGCCUCUCAGUCCCUCCAUCUUCUCAUGGCAUUUUGAUUGCACUGAGCCCAAGUGACCAGCUCUUCAUGAUGAGUGAUGAGAAGAACCUGGGUGUGUCCCAAAAAUUGGUUUCUCCUUCAAGAAGCACAAGUAGCUGUUCCUCCAAGCAAGGGAGCCGACAGGACAGCUGGGAAGUGGUGGAAGGAUUGAGGGGGGACAUGACUUACACCCAGGAGCCGCCUGUGCAGAAAGGAUUUUUGCUGAAAAAGAGGAAGUGGCCCUUAAAAGGCUGGCACAAGAGAUUCUUCUACCUGGACAAAGGAAUCUUGAAAUAUGCCAAGAGCCAAACUGAUAUUGAGAGAGAGAAGCCGCAUGGCUGCAUUGAUGUGGGACUUUCGGUGAUGUCUGUGAAGAAGUCAUCCAAGUGUAUCGACCUUGACACUGAGGAGCACAUCUACCACCUGAAGGUGAAGUCCGAUGAAGUCUUUGAUGAGUGGGUGUCCAAGCUCCGACACCACAGAAUGUACCGGCAGAAUGAGAUCGCCAUGUUCCCUCGUGAUGUCAGUCACUUUUUCCCAGGGUCCACUGUCACAGACUCUGCCCCAGUGUUCGAUGCCAUUUCCAGUAGGAAGCGUAGCAGUCUAUCAAAGCAAAAUUCAUUCCAAACUGGAAGCAAUUUGUCAUUUUCUUGUGCUGGUGACGCACGCGUUCCAUUCUGGCUACAGUCUUCAGAGGACAUGGAAAAAUGCUCAAAAGACCUGGCACAUUGCCACACCUAUCUGCUGGAAAUGAGUCAACUCUUACAAAGCAUGGACGUCCUGCAUCGGACAUACUCAGCACCAGCCAUCAACGCCAUCCAGGGUGGAGCUUUUGAAAGUCCCAAAAAGGAAAAGCGAUCACACAGGAGGUGGCGGUCCAGAGCUAUUGGCAAAGAUGCUAAAGGAACGCUGCAGGUCCCUAAACCUUUUUCUGGCCCAGUGAGACUACACUCUUCCAAUCCUAAUUUGUCAACACUGGACCUUGGUGAAGAGAAGUGUUACUCGGAUGGUUCUGAAGCCUCGUCCGAGUUCUCCAAGAUGCAGGAGGACCUGUGCCAUGUCGCCCACAAAGUUUACUUCGCUUUAAGGUCAGCUUUUAAUAGCAUAUCGGCGGAGAGAGAGAAGCUGAAGCAGUUGAUGGAGCUGGAUGUCUCCUCCUCCCCAUCUGCUCAGGUGGUCGGUCUGAAGCAUGCCCUGUCAUCUGCCCUAGCACAAAACACAGAUCUUAAAGAACGCUUACGCAGAAUCCAUGCGGAAACUCUGCUCCUCGACCCUCCCGCUGUUCCCAAGUCGGGGGACAACCUGGCAGAGGAAACCUCUGGGGACGAAAGCCGAGCCCUGGUGCACCAGCUCUCCAAUGAGAGCAGGCUGUCCAUCACUGACUCCCUUUCUGAGUUCUUUGAUGCCCAGGAAGUUCUGCUAUCUCCUAGCUCUUCAGAAAAUGAGAUUUCUGAUGACGAUUCAUAUGUCAGUGACAUAAGUGAUAAUCUGUCCUUAGACAACCUCAGUAAUGAUUUAGACAAUGAAAGACAGACCUUAGGGCCUGUUCUGGAACGUGGUGGGGAGGCCAGGUCCAAAAGGAGGACCUGCUUGCCUGCACAGGGCCCCAACACCAGCAGUGUCAGCCUGUGGACAAUCCUGCGCAACAACAUUGGGAAGGACUUGUCCAAGGUGGCCAUGCCCGUGGAGUUGAAUGAACCCCUCAACACACUGCAGCGGCUUUGCGAGGAGCUGGAGUACAGCGAGCUUCUGGACAAGGCCGCGCGCAUCCCCACUGCCCUGGAGAGGAUGGUGUAUGUGGCAGCCUUCGCCAUCUCUGCAUAUGCAUCCAGCUACUUCCGAGCUGGCAGCAAGCCGUUUAACCCGGUCCUUGGAGAAACGUACGAGUGCAUCCGACAGGACAAGGGUUUCCAGUUUUUUGCUGAGCAGGUCAGCCACCACCCACCUAUCUCCGCCUGCCACGCUGAGUCUCGAAACUUCGUUUUCUGGCAAGAUGUGAGAUGGAAAAAUAAAUUCUGGGGUAAAUCCAUGGAAAUUGUCCCAAUCGGCACAACCCACGUGACUCUGCCAACUUUUGGAGAUCACUUUGAGUGGAACAAAGUGACCUCCUGCAUCCACAACAUCUUAAGCGGACAGCGGUGGAUCGAGCACUAUGGUGAAAUUGUCAUCAGGAACUUGACGGAUGACUCCUGCCACUGCAAAGUGAACUUCAUAAAGGCAAAAUACUGGAGCACUAAUGCCCACGAGAUCGAAGGCACCGUCUUCGACCGCAGCGGGAAGGCGGUGCACCGGCUGUUUGGGAAAUGGCACGAGAGCAUCUACUGUGGUGGCGCCUCCUCCUCCACGUGUGUCUGGAGAGCGAAUCCCAUGCCAAAAGGCUAUGAGCAGUAUUACGGCUUCACACAGUUUGCAUUAGAGUUAAAUGAAAUGGAUCCAAUGUCAAGGUCUUUAUUACCACCCACCGACACUCGGUUUAGACCAGAUCAAAGGCUUCUAGAAGAAGGGAACAUAGAGGAAGCCGAGGUACAGAAGCAGAGGAUUGAGCAGCUGCAGAGGGAGAGGCGGCGGGUCUUAGAGGAAAACAACUUGGAGCACCAGCCCCGGUUUUUCAGGAAAUCCAGCGACGACUCUUGGGUGAGCAACGGGACCUAUCUGGAACUGAGGAAAGAACUUGGCUUUUCCAAACUGGACCAUCCCAUCUUGUGGUGAAAAAGUCAAGAAGAAGGUUAUGUCAGGGUACUCCCACCACGUUUGUUCCAGAAGCAGCAGACACCUGUAUCUGUACCUUUAAAAGAUAGUAUCUAGAAGGACCACUUGUGCUUAGCUUAGCAUUGUAAGUACUGAAGUACAUACUUUCUUCAGUAAGUUUCUUUACAAUUUCAAAUACUAUCAUGAUUGUUUAUAUGAAUGUAGAACACCUCAGUAAUCCUUUUUUUAUAUAAACUAUUUAAUAAAAAUGGAAGAAUGAA
Messenger RNA from Phodopus roborovskii (desert hamster), 3452 nucleotides. It is a transcript of the gene Osbpl3, whose product is annotated as oxysterol binding protein like 3. Gene Ontology annotation, molecular function: cholesterol binding. Lineage: Eukaryota; Metazoa; Chordata; Mammalia; Rodentia; Cricetidae. The record is from RefSeq and is a predicted model, not a curated record. Gene Ontology annotation, cellular component: plasma membrane; intracellular membrane-bounded organelle; cytosol. The transcript is spliced from 24 exons. The coding region runs from base 532 to 3192 and encodes 886 amino acids.